AUGCCACCGAAGCGAAAACAAGUUGGCGAGACGCCAUCCGAGAGCAGUUCGACGCGAGCCACCCGGAGCUCUACACGCGCCUCGACUGAAAAAAAGGGAGGGGAUGCGUCAGGCCCGACAUCGCAGAAAUCUACGAAAAAGGCAGCUGCAAAGACCACAAAACAGGCAGCCCCGUACGUCCCUCCCGCGAAGAAGGCAAGAACCAGCAACCUUAGGACCACGAAGCGAGGGAGGAAGUCAAACACAACGUACGGCAAUUUGUAUAGGCAACUUCGCGGGAGCUCAUCUUAUUUUUUUUUCCUGUUUAUUUCUCGCUUUCCACGCUAUCGCCUCGCGUCCUCCUACUCGCCCCUCCCCUUUCGUGCCGCCGGGGAAUCCAAGAAGCUGGCAGCUGGCAAACUUGAACCUUACGCUUCCGCGCGUUCCGUCGCGCUCUUCGAGACAUAUGCAGACCCAGAUACAUCCGAUGUCAUAGGCCCUGAAGGGCUCGAGAAGUUGUGUUCGGACGCAAAUAUCCCAAUGGAGGGAGCAUUGCCCCUGCUCUUUUCUUGGCAACUGGAAGCUCAAGAGAUGGGAAAAUUCACGAAAGGCCAAUGGAUCAAGUGGACUUCCGCGCGCAAGUACGUCUCCUUGUUCCUUUACCGCGCUCGCAGAAUAUCCACACUUUCUCAGAUAUACCGGGCAUUAUCAGACCUUGACGAUCUCUUGAUUGAUGGGAAGCCUCCGUUGAAGCGUCCCACCAAUGCAAAGAAGAAUGAUGAGCCAUACGAUCGAACCGCAUACUGGAUCUACGCUGCUGAUACAAAAGACGCGUUUCGCAAACUUUACAUGUUCUGUUUUACUCUGGUGAAGCCUCCGCAAUCCCGGAAUAUUGACAUGGAGACCGCCACUGCCUUUUGGACUGUGUUAUUGGCCCCGAAGUCGCCUCUCAUGAAGGAUGUCCUGGAGUUUGUCGCUAGAAAGGGAGAGGUUUACAAGGCAGCAAAUAAGGAUUUAUGGACCAUGAUGCUUGAAUUUUGCGAGACAAUGUCACCGAAUCUUGACGGAUACGAGGCGGAUGGGGCUUGGCCCACUCUUUUGGAUGAUUUUACAAAGCUGUUCCGUUUUACGCUUUGGGUGGUGACGAUGGACCGGGAAAUCCCGGGGAAAACAGAUACAAACACUUAA
Messenger RNA from Guyanagaster necrorhizus, 1167 nucleotides. RefSeq lists its product as uncharacterized. Gene Ontology annotation, biological process: protein neddylation. Gene Ontology annotation, molecular function: ubiquitin-like protein binding; ubiquitin conjugating enzyme binding; cullin family protein binding. NCBI's taxonomy places the organism in Eukaryota, Fungi, Basidiomycota, Agaricomycetes, Agaricales, Physalacriaceae. The transcript is spliced from 11 exons. Bases 1 to 1167 code for a protein of 388 amino acids. Gene Ontology annotation, cellular component: ubiquitin ligase complex. The record is from RefSeq and is a predicted model, not a curated record.